This is a messenger RNA of Nannospalax galili (Upper Galilee mountains blind mole rat), 573 nucleotides long. RefSeq names its product zinc finger protein 716-like. Gene Ontology annotation, biological process: regulation of transcription by RNA polymerase II. The annotation marks the transcript as partial. The record is from RefSeq and is a predicted model, not a curated record. Gene Ontology annotation, molecular function: DNA-binding transcription factor activity, RNA polymerase II-specific; RNA polymerase II cis-regulatory region sequence-specific DNA binding. The transcript has 2 exons. Lineage: Eukaryota; Metazoa; Chordata; Mammalia; Rodentia; Spalacidae.
AUGCAUACUGGAGAGACAGCCUACAAAUGUGCGGACACUGGCAAGACCUAUAGUCAAAUGGAAGAUCUUAGAAUGCUUAAAAGAAUUCAUACUGGAGAGAAAACUACAAAUGAGAAGAAUGUUAACAAUCUUUUAAGGAAAGUCAAGACAGAGUACAUGAAUGAAAACAUACUGGAGAGAACUCCUACAAAUGUAAAAAAUAUGAAAAGUCCUUUACAUGGUUGUCGAGUUUUCAGUUACAUCAGUGAAUACAUGCUGGAGAGAAACACUCCAAAUAUCAAGACUGUGACAAGUCCUUUAAUCAAAUAUGCUAUCAUAGAGUACAUCAUCAAAUGCCUACUGGAGAGAAACCCUACAGUUGUGAAAAAUGUGACAAUGCCUUUAGAAUGUGACAAGUCCUUUACUGACAGCUCAACACUUAGGGAACAUUACAGAAUUCAUACUUGGGAAAAUCCCUACAAACGUGCAGUAUGUGACAAGUCCUUUAAUAAAAAAUCCAGUCUUAGAGCACAUCAACGAAUACAUACUGGAGAGAAACCCUACAACGUGAAAAAUGUGACAAGUUCUUUACUC